AUGAUACGUGUUGCAAGACUAGCGAGAACCAAGUUACAUUAUUUUAAUUUACCAUUGCGCUCUAUUACUACCACCACUACUGCAGCAGCUAAGACAACCAUGUUGGCCAAUCAACAACGACAACAACAACAACAACAACAACAACAACAACAACAAGAUCAAGAUCAAGUUGAAUCAAAAUACACCACCCCACCACUGCCAAAUACAAUGACAACGACAACGGCGAAUUCACUGCCAGGAUCUAAACUUGCGUCGAUGCAAUCAUUUCUAUCAGCUAAUCCACCUUUGCCCAAACGACCAUUAGUGUGGAUUGAUUGUGAAAUGACGGGGCUCGAUGUAUUAGGUGACGAUGUAAUUAUUGAAAUAUGUUGUAUUAUAACUGAUGAAGACUUGAAUAUAGUCGGAGGAGGAGGAAGAGGUGGUGGUGAAAAUUAUGAAUUUGAAACUACUGUUUACUGUCCCAAGCUGAAGUUGGAUGUCAUGGAUGAAUGGUGUACCACGACCCAUACUAAAUCCGGUUUGAUUGAUAAAGUAUUGAGCAACCCUCAAGCAACAACAACCAAAGUUGAACAAGAUUUAUUAAACUAUAUCAAACGAUAUGUGACUAAACCUCGUAUUGGUGUACUUGCUGGAAACUCAAUACACAUGGAUAAGUUUUUCAUGAUGAAGCAAUUCCCGCAAGUGAUUGAUUAUUUACAUUAUCGUGUCGUUGAUGUGUCGACAAUAAUGGAGUUUGGCCAACGACAUGCACCACAAUUGAUGCAAUUUUGUCCAGUUAAAAAGGGAGCUCAUACGGCUAAAGCAGACAUUUUGGAAAGUAUUGAGCAAUUGAAGUGGUAUAGGCAGAAUUAUUUUAAACUGGAAGAGCAAAUUAGUGAUACAAUAACGGAGUUACAGAAACAGAAGGCAGAUGCUAGGAAAGAGGAGUAG
Molecule: messenger RNA, 930 nt
Organism: Lodderomyces margitis
Lineage: Eukaryota; Fungi; Ascomycota; Pichiomycetes; Serinales; Debaryomycetaceae
Gene: REX2
Product: Rex2p
Exons: 1
Coding region: 1-930 (309 amino acids)
Cellular component (GO): mitochondrion
Molecular function (GO): 3'-5'-RNA exonuclease activity; nucleic acid binding
Source: RefSeq, a predicted model, not a curated record